Messenger RNA from Ascochyta rabiei, 903 nucleotides. RefSeq lists its product as uncharacterized. The transcript has a single exon. The record is from RefSeq and is a predicted model, not a curated record. NCBI's taxonomy places the organism in Eukaryota, Fungi, Ascomycota, Dothideomycetes, Pleosporales, Didymellaceae. Bases 1 to 903 code for a protein of 300 amino acids. Gene Ontology annotation, molecular function: nucleic acid binding.
AUGGAUUUUAUUAACUAUUGUGACAACAACAGGAUACUCCUAGCUGUGUUACCUCCUCACUCAACUCAGACGCUUCAACCACUUGAUGUGGUGCUGUUUAAACCUCUAUCAACAGCAUACUCAAAAGCACUCACAACGUGGAUCUAUAAGUCUCAAAACAAGUCAUUAAUUACAAGAGCAGACUUCUUUCGACUAUUCUGGCAGGCGUGGGUGAGUAGCUUCACAGAAAAGCUAAUACUUAAGUCCUUUGAGGCAACGGGUAUAGAACCACUUAAACCUAACGUUAUCCUCCGCCGCUUUGUUAAAACACCAGAGACCUCAGAUUCAGAUAAGAGCUCAUCCUCUGUUUACAGUAACGAAGAUUGGCUCAAAAUGGAGUCGUUGUUGCGGCGUGUUGCCAAAGAUCAGGGCAGCAGUGACGCCAAAAAGAUGGGACAAUCGAUCCACCACAUCUCAGUUAAAGCCUCACUCCUCCAACACGAGGUAGAUGGCCUCAAAAAGACGUUGAAGACGCAGAAGAAGCACAAGAAGAAGAAUAAAACCUUAGAUCUACAACAACAGGAGGAAUACCAUAGUGGUGCUGUGUUUUGGUCUCCUUUAAAAGUAAGAGAAGCACGCUUCCGUGAAAGGAUAAAACAACAAGAGGAGAGAGAGGAGAGGCUUAGAAAAGCGACUAAUAAGGAAGUAGCAGCCGCCAAGAAGCUUGUUAAGGAGAAGGAGAAGGAGGAGAAGCGUGUGGCGAGAGAGGUGGCCAAGGAGGUGCGAGAGAAGGAGAAGGCUGAGGCAGCGAUCCAAAAAGCCGAACGGCAGGCUGAAAAGCAACGUCAACAACAAGAGCGCAACACUGCAAAAGCUACACAACUGUCCCAAAAGGGGAAGAGAAAAGCUUUACAAGCAACCUAG